Cordyceps fumosorosea ARSEF 2679 is the source of this 567-nucleotide messenger RNA. Its product is annotated as ankyrin repeat protein. Lineage: Eukaryota; Fungi; Ascomycota; Sordariomycetes; Hypocreales; Cordycipitaceae. The transcript has a single exon. Gene Ontology annotation, molecular function: protein binding. The record is from RefSeq and is a predicted model, not a curated record. The coding region runs from base 1 to 567 and encodes 188 amino acids.
AUGCCGACUGCCGCUGUUGAUGCAAGCCUUAGCGUCGAGUUGGAGGGCGCUGCCAAUGAAAACGAGGAUGAUAGUGCACAAUGUGGCAAAGGAUGGAUAAGUACCAUUCAUAUCGCGGUGCAGAGCGGAAACGAGCGCAUCCUUGGUAUGCUGCUACGGCACGACACGGAGGGCAUCAGCUGUCUGGACAGCAAUGGCCGGACGCCACUCUUCCACGGGGCCAUCCAGGACAAUGAGCCCGUCGUGCGGAUGCUGCUGGCUCAUGGCGCCCGCAUUGGCGUGCUUGACAAGGAAGGGCGGUCACCGCUGCAUUGGGCUGUUCUGUAUCGUCGGCUCGAGGUCCUCCGGACGCUGCUCGAGCACUGGAACAAGCGUGAGAGGAACACCUUUGACAUUGAUGCCCACGAUCAUGUCGGCUGGACGCCAUUGCAUCUCGCGGUCGAGAGGCGCUUCGAGGCGGGUGUGUCGCUGUUGAUGCAGAGCGGCGCCAACAUCAAGGUCCGCGCCAACAUUUGUCCGCACACGGGCAAGCCAAUUCCAUUUAACGUGGAGCCGCUCGGAUCUUGA